This is a messenger RNA of Sinocyclocheilus grahami, 1278 nucleotides long. Its product is annotated as protocadherin gamma-C3-like. Gene Ontology annotation, cellular component: plasma membrane. Gene Ontology annotation, molecular function: calcium ion binding. The transcript has a single exon. The coding region runs from base 86 to 919 and encodes 277 amino acids. The record is from RefSeq and is a predicted model, not a curated record. NCBI's taxonomy places the organism in Eukaryota, Metazoa, Chordata, Actinopteri, Cypriniformes, Cyprinidae. Gene Ontology annotation, biological process: homophilic cell-cell adhesion.
UGCAGAACGUGGUUUAUUUUACUACAACAGUCUGCGGAUGUUUUUAAUGUGUUUAGUUUUCCUGUGGAUGUGAUGCUGACGGAUCAUGGCGAAUUCACUAAAGGAACGAAAUAUAUUGUGGAUAUAUAUGACUGUAUUUUAUUUUCUUCCGAGGAUAUCUUCCGGGCAGAUUGUGUAUUCUGUUUUGGAGGAGGCCAGUCCGGGGACUACAGUAGGCAAUAUAGUAAAAGAUUUAAACCUUAAUUUGCAAGAACUGGAAAACCGUGGAUUUCAGAUCGCUUCUGGACCCAACAAGAGGUAUUUCGAUGUAAAUAUGAAAACGGGAAUACUUCAAAUUAAAGAUAAAGUAGACAGAGAGGAGCUAUGUGGACGUAUCUUAAAAUGUGCCUUAGAAUUGGAGGCCAUUGUUAAUUCGCCAUUGAACAUGUACCGAUUUGAAGUACAUGUAUUGGAUAUAAACGACAAUUCUCCAACAUUUCACUCUUCAUCGUUACAAUUAAAUGUAUCUGAAGCGGCAUUUAUAGGGGAAAGGUAUGCAUUACCAAACGCUUUAGACGCGGAUGUGGGCAGUAAUUCGGUAAAGAGCUACAAACUCAGUGCAAAUGAACACUUUUCUCUCGAUGUUCAGAGCGGAGGGGAACAGAGUGUGUCCGCAGAGUUAGUGCUGCAGAAAGCUUUAGAUCGAGAGAAACAACCGGCGAUUCAGCUCACACUGACCGCUGUAGACGGAGGAAAACCUCCAAGAUCAGGAGCAAUAAGUAUAACUGUUAAUAUCAUAGAUGCAAACGACAAUAUCCCUGUGUUUACAAAGUCACUUUACAAAACACGAAUUCCAGAAAAUGCUCCCAUUGGAACUUCCGUUAUCACAGUACACGCGAGUGAUGCGGACGAUGGACAAAACGGAGAGAUUGUAUAUUAAUUCAUUAAACAUGUUAAUGAUAGAAAUAUCGAGUCAUUCGCAAUCAAUCAAGUUUCUGGUGAAAUAACAGUUCAUGGUAAAUUAGACCACGAAUCAAUUAAUGCUAUUGAAAUACGUGUGCAAGCGAGAGAUAGAGGUCCGCUUCCAAGAGCAGCUCAUUGUAAAGUAUUGGUCGAAAUAAUGGACAUUAACGACAAUAUUCCGGAAAUAUCUGUAACGUCUUUUGUUAAUGUUGUGAAGGAGGAUUCACAAAAAGGGACAAUGGUCGGUCUGAUUACAGUAAAAGAUGACGAUUCUGGCGAAAAUGGAUCUGUAAAAUUGAAAAUAGUCGAUUCCCUUCCGUUUGUAUUACAGAACAC